AUGGAGUGGAAGAAAAGCUUUCAAGAGUCGUUAUCACAUAAGUUAUCUCGACAAUUUCUGGAAAAGAAGCAUCCGGCCCCCAGCUCUACAGGUGGCCGAAAGAAGAAAUCUACCGCCAAGACACCGGCUCCGGUAAAAGACAAGUCCGGAAGCAAGAAGGGUAAGGAACCGAUAGUAUUCACGGAACCUCCCUCGCAAACAAGAGAUGAGGAAGAAUCGGCUUCCACGUCUGACCGAACCGGCUCGCAGAAAACCGAUGAAAAUCCUUCUGAUAGAGAAGGACCAUUUGAAGAAGAUCAAUCAGCUACAAGUCUUGACAAUACGGGUACAGCCGCAAGCCUUGAAAACACCGAGGCUGGUGCAGACGGCCGUGAGGAGGAAGAGACUCCCUUUGACAAUGACCAAAAGAUAGCCGCGAACAUUGUACGAAAAAUCUUGGAGGAAAUCGAACUUCGAGUUCAAGCGGCUGCCGCAAUAUACCGGGAAUGGCACGAAAGGCUGAAGGAGAUAGAGGAAAACGUUAUAAGCCUCACAAGCGCCAAGGAUCCUAACGAAGCCAUGGACCGACACACAAUCGUAAAACCGCGUACUCGGCUACAAAAGUUAACCGUACACAUACGAAAGCUUACAGAAAGGUAUGUUGCGGGAACACCGAAGGCUAAGUUACAACUCCUGGUGUUGGAUAUGCUUGAAGUCAAGAAAGGAGAAGUCAUUGACGAAAUAGAUCGGCUUGACGCGGUGCACAGACAGCGAGAAACAGCGCAUUCUCCGCGUCCUGAGACCAAUGACGGUCAGAAUCGAGGUGCAACGCCUCCUCUAGCGGAUCCGGUCAUAAACGAAACCGACGAAAGGACAGAGACUCCUUUCACCGGGCCAUUUGAAACGGAUCAACCGGGGGAUUCAGAACCGAUUGUCAUAGAAGAAAGAGUAAAGACUCUUAUCCAAGAGUUUACCAACUCAAAGGUUCGACCGUGGAAGAGGAAAAUCAAGAAAGUCGCGCGCCAAACAAUCCUGUUAGCCGAAAAGACGAGGGAUGAUCUUGUAAAGGCAGAGGCCCGGAUCACAGACAUCGAAGCCGACUACCGGGACGACACGGUGCUGCACAAUGAUCAUCUUAAGCGAACCGAGGACUUGGAAGAUAAGACCUCAAGGAUGGUGGAUGACAUAGGUCGGUUUGAAAGGGAAACCGAGAAACAGAUCACAAAGGUCGAUGAAGACCUGGGGCGGUCAAGCAACGAAGCCGCUUCCACACUCAACAGAGUCAUCAGCCUCGAGGAAAAGAAUGCAAGCCUUGAGGACCGGAAUACCCAACUCGAAGCCGACCUCAAGGCGCUCACCGAUCAGAUAAAUGAAUUAAUUAAGGCCAAGAUUAAUGCUGAUACAUCGGUUGAGGAGGAGGCACCGCGAUUGUCUGAAGAGGAAAUAGCCGUGCGCGAACGAAACACAGCGGCUAAAUAUCCGGGACUUGCGAAGUCCAUGGCAGCUCAAGCGGCCAAAGAUGCAGAGCGGUUAAACGCACAAAAACAAGGGCUCGAAGAAUAUGCCAGGGCUCACAAGAAGACCAAGGCGGCUUCUUCCUCUUCGGUUCCAGCAAAACGGAAAAGGAAAUCAUCAUCAAGGAAGGUUCAGGUAGCCGGGAUGCUGGAAAGGAUUACCGAAACGGUUAUUGAAACUCAACCGAACCCAGCUAUGCACACCGAGGAUGAAGAAGAAGCGAAUCUCGAGCCGCGGUCUACAAGACAACGAGUUCUCAAUACGGUUCUAAUCAGCACGGUCGGUCACCCGCAAGCUGAAGGUUCAUCUUCAAGACCGGAUCAACCGGAUGAGGAAGAACCGACCGAUGCUAUGAUGAAAGACUUCAUAUUUUCCGAAUCAGAAUAG
Molecule: messenger RNA, 1881 nt
Organism: Impatiens glandulifera
Lineage: Eukaryota; Viridiplantae; Streptophyta; Magnoliopsida; Ericales; Balsaminaceae
Product: DEK domain-containing chromatin-associated protein 4-like
Exons: 3
Coding region: 1-1881 (626 amino acids)
Source: RefSeq, a predicted model, not a curated record